AUGUCUGUUUUAAACAAAGAUCUAUUUACAAUGAUACACAUCGAUUUGGGAGAAAUGACAGCCGAAUUAACCACAGCCAAAUUACAUCCUGGCCAAAUAUUCAACAACAACAAACUGGAAAAUGGUAAUUCUAGUACAGUAUUAAAUAAUGAAGACUCAAGUAGAUUGUUCGAAGGAAAUAUUUGGCUGCAAAUAAGUCUGGGAAAUUUAAGAUGCCAAGGUGACUACAAUGAACUCUGCCAAUUUGUUGAUGAUCUACAACUACAGCCAGGCAUUUGGUCAACACCAGGAGAUAACUGUGAACUUUUUGAAAUGGUGAAGUAG
Molecule: messenger RNA, 324 nt
Organism: Paramuricea clavata
Lineage: Eukaryota; Metazoa; Cnidaria; Anthozoa; Malacalcyonacea; Plexauridae
Source: the annotation of a GenBank genome assembly